AUGCCAAAAGGAGAACCGCGGCCGGAUGAUGUCGGUGACGACGGACUGAAGAACCUACUCAAGGCCCUUGCGAAGGGCUGCUACGAAUCCUACCGAGUCAUCGACGAGGCUCGCAUGAAAGCCGCUUACGGUAUAAAGAGCUCACCCGCCGGGAACAAGCGAUCCAACACCGCCUUCAUUCAUGAAGAUACGCACCUGACGGCCCCUCUCCAUUCAAGUCCCACCGAGCCGGUCCCCGCCUCCGGGAAUCACUCUACGACCACCGAUCCCUCUUCGACCGCCGUGGACACCAAUCCUGCAUCCAGUGACGAUCCUUCUAUAGUGACAGGUUUCCUCGCCAGCCCUGAACAACUGGUGGAGGUUUUGUUGUUGCACGGUGGAACCACAGACCUAGAGUCACAGAAGUCAGACGAUCAAUUCAAGCUGGCUCUCAAAGAAUGCGAGAAAGACAGCUCGAGGAGCCUUGGCGUGAAUUCGGACCACGCCGUCCUUGUUCCUGGCAAGGGGUUGACACCGGAAGGCAGUCGGGCGGGGUCGGGCGCGCCGUCACCACUUGCGCGUGACGUCCCGCAGGACGACGCGGUCGGACAGAGCAGCACGCCGAAGGAUUCGAGAAAGCGCAAGGGGGACGCGUUCCAGGAUCGCGCGUCCUAG
Messenger RNA from Epithele typhae, 654 nucleotides. RefSeq lists its product as uncharacterized. The record is from RefSeq and is a predicted model, not a curated record. Bases 1 to 654 code for a protein of 217 amino acids. Lineage: Eukaryota; Fungi; Basidiomycota; Agaricomycetes; Polyporales; Epitheliaceae. The transcript has 2 exons.